Malaclemys terrapin pileata is the source of this 3024-nucleotide messenger RNA. It is a transcript of the gene MAK, whose product is annotated as male germ cell associated kinase. The coding region runs from base 320 to 2278 and encodes 652 amino acids. The record is from RefSeq and is a predicted model, not a curated record. Gene Ontology annotation, molecular function: protein serine/threonine kinase activity; ATP binding. Gene Ontology annotation, biological process: cilium assembly; intraciliary transport; intracellular signal transduction. The transcript is spliced from 15 exons. Gene Ontology annotation, cellular component: nucleus; cilium; cytoplasm. Lineage: Eukaryota; Metazoa; Chordata; Testudines; Emydidae.
CUGGCGGUUCGAGGUAGGGAUGCGCCGCGCGCCAGAGGGGGGCGGCCCCGGCACCAGCGGCCAGGAGCGCAGCGCUGGAUGUAUGUAAGAAUGGCUGCAUUAUUCCCUUCCUUGUUACUUUAUUUCUGGAUCUCAAAGUGGUUAUAAUCCUGAGGAAGAAGACCAAAUGUCUUAAUAAAUUAUGGCAAACAAUCCACUGAUAUAACAUCAUCAUUCUGGAAAAACAAAAAUUUGUUUUAAAAAAAUUGGAUGUAGAAAUCCUCUAAUAAAAGGAGACAUUUAAAGUUUUCAAGGCUUUCAGCAAUCCAGGUCUUACAAAAUGAACCGUUACACAACCAUGAAACAACUUGGCGACGGCACCUAUGGCAGUGUACUCAUGGGAAAGAGCAAUGAGUCAGGCGAGCUUGUGGCUAUCAAAAGGAUGAAAAGAAAGUUCUAUUCUUGGGAUGAAUGUAUGAAUUUGAGAGAAGUCAAGUCUCUUAAGAAGCUGAAUCACGCUAAUGUGAUAAAACUGAAAGAAGUUAUCAGAGAAAAUGACCAUCUUUAUUUUGUGUUUGAGUAUAUGAAGGAAAAUCUCUAUCAGUUAAUGAAGGACAGAAACAAGUUGUUCCCCGAGUCAGUCAUCAGAAACAUUAUGUAUCAGAUAUUACAAGGGUUAGCUUUUAUCCAUAAGCACGGUUUUUUCCAUCGGGAUAUGAAGCCUGAAAACCUUCUCUGUAUGGGUCCAGAGCUUGUGAAAAUAGCUGAUUUUGGAUUGGCUAGAGAACUAAGAUCUCAACCACCAUACACAGAUUAUGUUUCUACCAGAUGGUACCGUGCGCCUGAAGUUUUGUUGAGAUCUUCUGUUUAUAGCUCUCCUAUUGAUAUAUGGGCUGUUGGUAGCAUAAUGGCUGAACUGUACACGCUGAGACCUCUUUUCCCAGGGACAAGCGAAGUAGAUGAAAUCUUCAAAAUUUGCCAAGUAUUAGGGACUCCAAAGAAGAGUGACUGGCCAGAAGGGUACCAGCUUGCGUCUGCCAUGAAUUUCCGCUUCCCACAAUGUAUCUCUAUGCACCUCAAAACUCUCAUUCCAAAUGCCAGCAAUGAGGCAAUACAGCUUAUGACUGAUAUGCUAAACUGGGAUCCAAAGAAACGACCUACAGCAAGUCAGGCUUUGAAAUACCCUUAUUUUCAAGUUGGCCAAGUUUUAGGACCUCCUCCACAAUAUUUGGAACAGAAACAAUCUGUUGUUAAACCUGUUCAGCCAACAGAGCCAAAGCCAAAUCUACCGAAAUUAGAAUCUGUAUCAAAACUAGAAUCUGUAUCCAAGCCAGAAUCUCAGUCUUCACCUGAUGCACUUCACGAGACUCAGCCACAACUUCCGUCAAAGAUUUACCACCAACCUCUCCAGCAAAUCCAGCUGUCACAGAGUACAACUAACCAACAACUACCCCAACAGCAGCAGCCACAACCACUUCUUCCAGCCAUCAAUAAAAAUUCAUCACCAAAGCAAGCAAUCACAGGCCUUCAAAAUGGUGCAGUUGGUCUUAAAAAUUGCAGGAGACGAUGGGGUCAGACUCUGUUAAAGACUAUGGACAGUUGGGAUGACUUGGAGGACACAGAAUUUGGAAUUUCGUAUUCCAAGAAGCCCAGCAUUUCACAGUUAAAGGAAAAGAAAACAAAAGAGUUUUUGUUUAGCAUGCCAGAGCCAAAGGCCUUGGGCUAUAUCCAAUCAGGAGGGGAAAGCAAAGCUCUGAUGCGAAAUGACUCUGGAAUAUCAAAUACAUCAGCAAAACAAUACUACCUGAGACAAUCAAGAUAUCUUCCUGGUGUAAACCCCAAGAAUGUCUCCUUAGUAGCAGCCAGUAAAGAAGGCUCUCAAGGAAUCUGGAACAAUUCAUUGUUUUCUAAACCACUAGGGCCUACUGGAGGAGGUCUGUCUUUGAACAGAACCAAUGCAGAAGAAAACAUAAUUAAACCAAUUGAAAAACUGUCAUGCAAAGAAAGGUUGAAUGAAAAAUUAGAGGAGCCAAAAGGUGCGGCUUACAACCCAUCUGGAGGAUAUAUCCCUUCCUUUCAUAAAAAAGAAGUUGGAUCAGCUGGACAAAGGAUACAACUAGCUCCUCUUGGUGCAUCGGCAUCAGAUUAUUCUUGGAAAACCAAAGCUGCUCGUGCUCAAUUACCAGGCCCUACUUACAAUCCAGCUGCAAAAAACAUGAAUAUCCUGACCCGCCCACCUCCAGUUCAACCAGUCCAUGGAAGAACAGACUGGGUGGCCAAAUAUGGAGGACAUCGAUAGAAGCCCUGUCUCAUGGUGCACUUUUCAUGCAAGUUACAUUUGCAGUGUAGGAUGACAAUCUAAAAUGCAUAUUUCCCUUAAUUUCUCUAAAGACUAUGCAACAGUAGAAAGACUGGAGAUCUUGUAUUUUAUUACCUGCAGAAGAAAUAAAAUACAUUUUACAUAGCAAUAUUCAAAACACUGGCUAAAAGGGAGGAUUUUAUGAAGUAGUGUAUAAAGCAUCUUGCCAAAAUUGAGUAUUUGAACUACUAAUAGACAAAUUGUAAAUUUUAUUAGAAAACUUUCUGUAGACCCAACUGCUGCCUCGUGUACUCUUAAAAUUGCUUGACUUUAAAUUUGUCCUGUAGGAGUAAUCCUGCACUGGUGAUUUGUGAAGUAACAACCGGCUUCUGAACAGAUGCUGCUUCCUUGUGCAAGUUCCUUUCUCUGAAGUUGAACAGUGAAAGCACAAAUAGUGUUCUGAGGAGAAAGAUAUGCUGUGUUGCUAGCUAAACAAAGGUCCCAGAACUGAGCUAGAUGUGUUUGGUGUUUCCUUAGGGAUAGUCUCUGCACAAUUGUAUACAUUCGUGAGCACUUACUCCUACAAGCUGGUCAUGGAACUAUUUGUGUGUAAGUACUCACCAACAAGAGAAAGGGUUGCACUAUUUAGCCCUAAGUGGUCCACUGAUAGGAGUUUGGGAACACAACUUACCAAGUAGUGAAUGCUACAGUCAUGGGGACAAGGUACCCUAAGACUUUAAAAAAAA